Messenger RNA from Oikopleura dioica, 3327 nucleotides. The record is from the annotation of a GenBank genome assembly. NCBI's taxonomy places the organism in Eukaryota, Metazoa, Chordata, Appendicularia, Copelata, Oikopleuridae.
AUGCGAUUCUGGGGCCCGAACCAUCCGAAAAUGGCAAAAUACACUGGAGAGGGCAGUCUUGAUUCCACGAAGAUUGAGCUGCCAGAAGAUACGUCAAACGGCGACUGCAGCAACGUCGAGCAUUUUGUGGUCUCUGACAGACACAGGUCCAAGCUAGUUAUUGACGCGUCUUUAAAUCAGAAAGAAGCGACAAUUCUAGCUGCGACGUCGUCCAUCGCGACACGGACGAUCAUGGCUCCCGUGGAACGUGUGAAAUUGAUCCUGCAGCUACAAAACGAGUUGAUAAAGCAGGGACGUUUGAUUGAGCCGUACCGCGGAUUUCGUGACUGCUUCCGGCGGAUCGUCUCGGUUGAAGGAGCUCAAUCACUCUGGAGAGGCAACAUCGCGCAAGUCGUGCGCUGCGUCCAUACCCAAGAAAUCAAUUUGAUGUUCAAAGACCGGAUUCUUCGUCUCUUCUCGAUAAACUGUGACACGAGUGCAAGUCAACUCAUGUUGUUUAACAUCGCAGCUGGAGGACUGGCCGGCGUCCUCACCGACUGCUUCCUUUAUUCCUUCGACUUCGCAAGGACCGCGCUCGCCGCUGACGUCAAAGAUCCGUUCACUCACAAGCGCGUGUACGAAAACGGCUUCAAAGAUGUCUUAAGCACGGUUUACAAAUCGGAUGGCAUACGCGGCCUCUAUCGCGGCUUUUUUGUCUCCUCGUUUGGCCUGUUUAUUUACAGGGGCUUGUACUACGGGAUGUACGACUCGUUGAAGCCGCAGUUGCUGGAUGAAAAUAGCAGCUUUGCGCGGCGAUUCUGCCUUGCAUAUUGCGUCACCAUUUUUGCCAUGCAAAUGUCAUAUCCUUUCGACACUCUGAGGAGACGAAUGAUGCUCACUUCGGGCACUGGAAGGCACUACCCAAGUUCGCUCCAUUGUUUGAAGGAGAUUCUCAAAUACGAAGGCAAAAGCGCGCUGAUGGUGGGUUCAACCGCCAACAUUAUGCGAGGCACCGGAGGAGCGCUUAUUCUAGCUGGAUUUGAUCACCUCAAACAAGUCUACUUGAAAUGGAAGUUCAUGAUAGAUCCAGAGAUUUUCGCCGAUCUAACUAGAGACUUGAACAUAGAAAAAAGAACCGACCCACUUGAGUGGAUCCAAUCGACGAGUUUUUUGUCCAUCAGAUCCUGUCGGCGUUCUGUGAUCCUAAAAUUUAGGAAAAGUCAUAUUCUUGUCGCAUUUAGCGGAAAAGACGCAAGCAAUCCCAAACACACCACUUCCAAAGCGCAUCCAGACGAGUUCCCGUUUUUAGUGGAGUCUCCACGUGGAAUGACUGACUUCGGCGGCAACGGGCAAGGGGCCGCCGUCGCGGAGUGCGAGCUCAAUCUGCCGCACUCGAAUAAGCUCACGUUGACGUCAAGCGACUUGAACGAGCUCGGCUGCACCACCUCCACCUCAGCGAAGUCGACAGUCUCCAGCUCUGGCGUCAGUUCAGGCGCAAGUAGCUCAACAAACUCCAAAUGUCAAAAUGCGAGUCAACACAGACGGAGUUCCGUCAAAUCCGGCAGCAUGCUCUCAGUCUUUCGCAAAUCGCGUUCUGUGAGCCAUCACGAGCACGCUCGCCGAGUGCUUCAAGAGAAUCGGAGCCGCAGUCGCAAAACUACCAAGGAUAAUAAUGCUCCGAAGACGCGGCGAGCGCGUUCUAGUUCCCGCAUCUUCAUCGAAAUAUUGCGCACGCUGAGUAAAGGAUUCUCAAGCUGUAGGUCCGACAGGGAGCGGGAUCACACCCAGACUCUUGACAAAAACGACCAGAGUACUGGCGGCGGUCGACGUGGCUCCCGCUUUUCGGCAAACCACCUGGAACCCAAAGGAAGACGCAAAUCACACGACGCGUCACACGACGGAACAAACGGCUCUGACUCAACAUCGACGGGCUAUGUUUCCGAUUCCUCAAAUGAAAAGCAUGAUCAUGAACAGUCUAAGCUACAGAAUCAAAAGACACUCUCUGCGAUGUCCGACGUGGCUCAAAAUCAUCAAACAGAUGCAGUAGUCUGCCCAUCAAAGAUACAUGCCUGGGCGGAAAAAGUGGUAAACCAGCUGGACAUAAACCCGCCGGCAAUCGAAAAUGUCGAGCUAGAGGUCCCAAAAAAUCGCGUUUAUGUGGCUUCAAGUUGUUCUGAUGAGGAUUUCACGGAAGCUAGCGACGAGUCCUUCUACACGAGUCAAUCUGACUCUGUAUCUAGCGAUUAUGAAUCGACUUCGACCUACGAUGAGGACACAGAAGAUAAAGAAAUCAAGAAUGAACUCAAGCAACUGAACAUGACUGAGCUGAACAAAAAAGAGCUUGGAAUCAUCAAGGAAGAAGACGAAAAAGAAGUCCAAGACGAAAAUGUCAAUAAAAAAGUGAAGCGACGCAAGAGCACUCUCAAGCGAAAGAAAACCGUGAGAGGCGACGAAGAUCAAGCCAGACCAGUCCGGAAGAAGGCAGUCCAGAAGGUCGAAGAACUCGACAACAUAAGCAGAUCAGGAAGCCUGAAGGACAUGAUAUUGCAGUUUGAAACGACAAUGGCGGAACUGAACAUAAAUGUCGACAACGCUAAAAACAUUCAAGAGCAGCUGGAAGUCAAGGAUUCGCCGCUUUUAGGGGUCAAAGCAAUUGCUAGAAAAAUACAGGAGCAAACAGAAUUUGACUCGAUGGAAGUUGAGUGCAUGCCUCCCAGUCAAAUUUUGAAGCUCAAGCAGGCGCUUGACCUUGAACCAAAAGAAGAUCUUUCCCAACCAGUUCCCCUCUCCCGGCGCUCAGAAUCCAAAGUCGCCCAAAUCGCCAAGCAAAUCGCGGAUGCGGAGCGAGAGCGUCAAAAACUGGAAAAGGCGAUGGCACGUUCCGGGAAAUCACCAAAGGCAUCGAAACGACAACAAUCAACGUCGUUUAUAAAUGAGCUUUUGGAAAUGGCUCGAGCCGAAAACUCGGCCAAGAACUCAACGGAGAACUCACCGUCUGGUUCCGCACCGGAUUUCAAGCAAUCAUUGUUGGCGGCGCGGAAGAAAAUUACCCAAAGAGACGAGCAAAUAACUCCUGGCUCCUUAGUAGCACCAGAUGACAAGAAGAUGGAACCCCUUCCACUUGCACCCUCGGUUUCCACUUCUUCUACCGAAGGCGGUGCGCCUGGUGGACCCAACGAAGUGGUCGACCCUUUUGUGCAAGAAGUGCUCACCUCAAAAAACGUGCCCGAGCCGGUGAAGCAGAAAAUUCGCAUAGAAUGCUGGUCGCUGUUCAACGAUCCGCGCACACCUAAAGGCGUCAAACAGUGCAUACUCGCCACGAUGCUCAGCAAAGUUCAAAACGAAUGA